This is a messenger RNA of Nymphaea colorata (pocket water lily), 2520 nucleotides long. RefSeq names its product cleavage and polyadenylation specificity factor subunit 2. Gene Ontology annotation, molecular function: RNA binding. Bases 185 to 2383 code for a protein of 732 amino acids. Gene Ontology annotation, cellular component: mRNA cleavage and polyadenylation specificity factor complex. The record is from RefSeq and is a predicted model, not a curated record. Gene Ontology annotation, biological process: mRNA 3'-end processing by stem-loop binding and cleavage. The transcript has 18 exons. Lineage: Eukaryota; Viridiplantae; Streptophyta; Magnoliopsida; Nymphaeales; Nymphaeaceae.
CAAGAAGUGUGCAGGUGGCUUCAAGAAACCACGGGAGCUUUUCUUUAAGGCGGUCGUGGGUGUGCUAUUGGUUAUUUUCCUUGCAGCGGGAGAAGCCCGCGCCUUUUCCUCUUUCUUUUCGUCUCCCUCCAUUUCCAUUCUUUCAGUCAGGUAGAGAGUGUGAAAGAGAGUGGGAGAGAGAGAGAUGGGGACGUCUGUGCAGGUGACGCCUCUGUGCGGGGUUCACUCCGAGUACCCGCUGUCCUAUCUCCUCUCGAUCGACGGCUUCAACUUCCUAGUUGAUUGCGGUUGGAACGACUUCUUCGACGUUGACCUCCUCCAGCCCCUCUCCAGAGUGUCUUCCAAAAUUGAUGCUGUCCUGUUGUCACAUCCUGAUACACUUCAUCUGGGGGCCCUGCCUUAUGCUAUGAAACAUCUUGGUCUCACUGCUCCAGUUUAUGCAACAGAACCUGUGUACAGAUUGGGCCUCUUAACUAUGUACGAUCACUACCUUUCUCGUAAGCAAGUGUCAGACUUUGAACUUUUCACCUUGGAUGACAUCGAUGCUGCAUUUCAGAAUAUAACCCGGUUAACAUACUCACAAAAUUACCAUCUCUCAGGUAAAGGAGAGGGUAUAGUUAUUGCCCCUCACGUGGCUGGGCAUCUCCUGGGUGGCACAGUGUGGAAGAUCACUAAAGAUGGUGAGGAUGUAGUAUAUGCUGUCGACUACAAUCAUCGAAAAGAAAGGCAUUUGAAUGCAACUGUUUUGGGAACUUUUGUGCGUCCAGCUGUUUUAAUUACAGAUGCAUACAAUGCUUUGAAUAAUCAGCCAUACAGGCGUCAACGGGACCAGGAAUUGUUAGAUUCUAUAUUGAAGGCAUUGCGGGCAGGUGGAAAUGUGCUGCUUCCAAUUGAUACUGCUGGACGAGUACUGGAACUUGUCUUAAUAUUGGAACAACACUGGGCACAGGAUCGUCUCAAUUACCCUAUUAUAUUUCUUACUAAUGUUGCAGCAAGCACAAUUGACUAUGUCAAAAGUUUCCUUGAGUGGAUGAGUGAUUCUAUAGCAAAGUCCUUUGAGCAAUCACGUGAUAAUGCUUUUGUCUUGAAGCAUGUGAAUGUCCUACUCAACAAGAAUGAGUUGGAAAAAUUGCCAGAGGGUCCAAAGGUUGUUCUGGCAUCCAUGGCUAGUUUGGAAGAGGGUUUUUCUCAUGAUAUAUUUGUUGAAUGGGCAAGUGAAUCAAAGAACUUGGUGAUUUUCACUGAAAGAGGCCAGUUUGGAACACUUGCUCGUAUGCUUCAAGUUGAUCCACCUCCUAAAGCUGUGAAGGUCACUGUGAGCAAAAGGGUUCCUUUGGUUGGGGAGGAACUUCGAGCAUAUGAAGAAGAGCAGAGCCGCAUUAAAAAAGAAGAGGCACUGAAGGCAAGUCUGAAGGAAGAGGACUUAAAAUCCUCUAAUGAGGUUGUUCAGUCUGAUCCAAUGGUUAUUGAUUCCACCAAGGGCAGCACUUUGUCAGAAGCAAUUAGCCAUAACGCCAGUGGGCUGCGGGACAUCCUAAUUGAUGGAUUUGUUCCUCCUUCCUCCAGUGUUGCUCCAAUGUUUCCCUUUUUUGAGAACUCAACUGAAUGGGAUGAUUUUGGUGAGGUUAUCAACCCUGAUGAUUAUAUGAUAAAGGAGGAAGAUGUUGAUCAAAAUCUUUUUGCUGGGGUUGGAGUUGGCAAUAAGAUUGAUGAAAUCUCUGCAGAGUUGCUUCUUGACACGAAACCUUCAAAAGUAGUUUCAAAUGAAAUAACUGUGCAAGUGAAGUGCUCGCUGAUCUAUAUGGACUUUGAAGGUCGUUCGGAUGGUCAUUCCAUGAAGUCAAUCAUAAAAAAUGUGGCACCACUAAAGCUUGUGUUAGUACAUGGUUCAGCAGAAGCCACAGAACAUUUAAAACAGCAUUGCUUAAAGAAUGUAUGCUCUCAUGUGUAUGCUCCACAGAUUGAUGAAACCAUUGAUGUUACCUCAGAUUUAUCUGCUUACAAGAUUCAGCUGUCCGAAAGAGUCAUGAGUAAUGUUCUGUUCAAGAAGUUGGGUGAGUAUGAGAUAGCUUGGAUUGAUGGAGAAGUGGGGAAGGUGGAUGACAUGCUUUCUUUGCUCCCAUUAUCAUCUGCUGCACCUCCACAUAAAUCUGUUCUGGUUGGUGAUUUGAAAUUGGCAGAUUUUAAGCACUUUCUUUCCAGUAAAGGUGUUUCGGUGGAACUCUCUGGUGGUGUAUUACGUUGUGGUGAGUAUGUGACAGUGCGGAAGGUCAGGGAUUCAACUCAGAAGAGUGGCACUCAGCAUGUGGUCAUUGAGGGUCCACUUUGCGAAGAAUUCUACAAGAUCAGGGAGUACUUGUAUUCUCAAUUUUAUCUGCUGUGAGAAUGUAUUAUAAUUAAAAUUUUGACCCAGAGCUUGUGUAGAUUCUAAGCUCUAAGUAUUGCUAACCGUCAAUUUGGUUCACUUGCCAUUACUGUACCAUCAGUCUUAAAUAGAAGUGUGGAAUUAUGCAGUCAAAA